Equus caballus (horse) is the source of this 1758-nucleotide messenger RNA. RefSeq names its product SPRY domain containing 4 (gene SPRYD4). NCBI's taxonomy places the organism in Eukaryota, Metazoa, Chordata, Mammalia, Perissodactyla, Equidae. The record is from RefSeq and is a predicted model, not a curated record. Gene Ontology annotation, molecular function: protein binding.
UGGGAAGGCCGAGGGCGGGCCGGCGGCGGGGGUCUCAGGCGUGGGGCGUGGCCCGCUCAUCCGUGGCGCAAGAUGGCCCUGCCCUUCGUACGGUCGCUGUGCCUGUGCCGCUGGGGAGCCAAACGAUUGGGGGUCGCCGCCGCGGAAGCCCGCAGAGGCAUCAGUUUCAAACUGGAAGAAAAAACCGCUCACAGCAGCCUGGCACUCUUCAAAGGUGACACAGGUGUCAAGUAUGGCUUGGUGGGAUUGGAGCCCACCAAAGUGGCCCUGAAUGUGGAGCGCUUCCGGGAGUGGGCAGUGGUGCUGGCAGACACAGCGGUCACCAGUGGCAGGCACUACUGGGAGGUGACAGUGAAACGCUCCCAGCAGUUCCGGAUAGGAGUGGCAGAUGUGGACAUGUCCCGGGACAGCUGUAUUGGUGUUGACGAUCGCUCCUGGGUGUUCACCUAUGCCCAACGCAAGUGGCAUACCAUGUUGGCCAACGAGAAAGCCCCUGUUGAGGGCAUCGGGCAGCCAGAGAAGGUGGGGCUGCUGUUGGAGUAUGAGGCCCAGAAGUUGAGCCUGGUGGAUGUGAGCCGGGUCGCUGUGGUCCACACGCUACAGACAGAUUUCCGGGGUCCAGUGGUGCCUGCCUUUGCCCUGUGGGAUGGAGAGCUGCUGACCCACUCAGGGCUUCAAGUGCCUGAGGGCCUCUAGUUAUAUCCAUCAAUGGAGUCCCUAAUCAUGCUCUUGGCCAGCCUCCUGCUGAAAGUGUCUGAAUCCUUUUAAUUCUGCCCCAAGCAGCCUCUAGCUCCCACUAUUCAGUGUCUGGUCCUCUGUGCAAUUCUUAGUCAUCUUCCUCUCUCCUCCCCUGCGAAAGCUAGACAUGCAGCCACCCUCUCCCCUCCCCCAAACUACCGCCCAUUUCCGUGGCUACCAGGAAUGCACUUUCCCUGAUUGCCUCCCUGUGCCCAGGCCUUUCUCAGACUGUGUUCAGUCGUUGGGUCUUGGCUUUUAGCUUUGUUCGCAUUUAUUCAUCACUGUGAUACCUCUCCCUCUCUUUGCCUACAUGUAACUUCUGUUUGUUGGGGCUCUACUGAAUCUCUCCAGAGUAAAUGCUUUCUACCUCUGGCUGGAGGAGUGGUGCAGUCAACGCUUGGCCCUUUCUCUACAGCACAUAGAGUCUGGGCUCUGGCUCCCUCAGGAAGUGCUUUACUGACAGUGUCAGACUGAGGACAGAGCCCUCCUUCCCCAGUACCUCAAUGCCACAGACUCUCAGCUCCACACAGCUGUAGCUAUCCCCUCCCUGAGUCCAUCCGCCUUAAUCUGCACACCUCUGACACAGUCGAUCCAUAAUCAUUGGGCCAGUUACAACCAUGACCAAAGGGGAAGAGACACUUGGGGCAUAUUGAGGGGAUUAGUGUUAGAAACUUUAUUCUUAAGAAGUUCUAUCUUCAUUCUGCUACAAUUGGAACUUCCAGAGGGAGGAGGGAGGCCUGAGGUCUUGCACAAUCCAUUUUUGGGCCUGCUCAGACCCCAGCCUUCACCCCUGCUUGGCAGCAGAAUACACUUAACCUAAAGCAGUAUUUGGGGUUGAGGGAAACCUGGUGGGGUGAGUAUGUAUGUGAAAUAUAUAUUGUUUGGGCUCUAUCUGACACUGUGGUUCUAUCUUAUUCUACCUUUAUGAUGGUGAUGCAGCUGGGUGCCCCUACAGGAAAAAGAGAAGGAUUGGGUUUAGCAAAAAUAAUUUGUGUAAUUAAAGUUUAUUUGAGCACAAAA